CACAAUGGUAGCGUCGUCAAGUCGUCACAUUACUUGACUCACUGGCCUUAGAUAAUUGGCUUGCUCAUCAUAACGGUAUGGCGGAGCCUCUAUCGGUGACUGGAGGGAUCGGUGCUGCGAUCAAAAUCCUCAGCCUUGCCGCGCAAAGUUACCUUAGCAUCAAAGGAGGUCUCAAAGCAUACCAAUUGGUGGGAAGGCAACUACUUGAUUAUCAAGAAGAUUUCAAGGGAUCGAAGAUCCGACUAGAGUCAUGGUGCAAAGCUUGGAGAAUAAAGAGUGCGGAUCAGACAUCCUUUGGCAUCAGGUUGUGGGGCAUCGAGGGUUGGGCAUUUAUUGAGAGGAAACUAUCAACCAUCGACGAGCUCUGCGAAGACUUGAUCCAAUUUCUCAAGCCGUUCGACAAUAACGACAAUGAUAAGGAUAUCCAGGGGUAUGUCCAGAAGCUGAGAGAACAUCGGGAGAAGGUCAAGAGAUCCACCAGAAAAAGACUUGUGAAAGAGCCACCUUCAGGGAUCCAAGCCAAGGCCGAAUUCCUUGCCAACUUGCCUGAAGAUCGUCGAGGAGCUUUGGAGCAAAGGAAAGAUCACCAGAAGGCCAUCGCAGAAGUCACUGGGGCCAUGGUGAAAUUUGAUCUCAUCACAGGAACAUCUGAGAAGGCCGGCCAAAAGGCUACCGCUCUCAAGGAAUGUCUCGAUAUACUUGACGCUAUUUCGUUGAACCUGUUCUUCUCGAGGUAUCCCGAUGUUCAACGUUCUGCGUCAGUCAAUGAACGAGUGGAGGCCGUCGAAAAACGCCACCACCAAAAGAUCUUGGAACACGCGCAGAAAUUGAGGGGCGCAGCAAGGAUACUGUACCAAACUUGCUCAGGUCGAUGUAUUGAUGACACUCGACUAGCUAUAGAAUUGACGGACCCGAAGGACUUGGAAUGUGAAAUAUCAACAUAUCGAGUUAUAUACGAGGCAACAUCACAGAAUUGCCAGGAAUUCAGUCUGCGAGCAUUGCAAAGCAAGCCUCCACAGUGUGAUCGUAACACAUUUGCCGAUGCUUGCAAGGCAGCUUUGGAUAAUGUUACACACUUUGGGUCGCCGCUGGGAUUGAAUGAAACCCAGUACUAUGCCUUACAGAUCUUCACCAGGCAAAUUCGACUUCAAGAGCAAACACUCGCUGGCCUGCUUGGAGAUAUUGCGGAACGGACAACGGUGGACAGAUGGACCCUUUUCCCCAUUCAACAGCGUUGGGGACUGUCACAUUUACUGGCCGAAUCAUCAUUGCACCUUCUGGGAACGUCGUGGCUCUCAGCAUUGAGUAGUGUAAACCUCAAUCGAUUGCAAGAUGAUGAAGCCCCUAGAUACUUGCUCCGAACUCUGGAGGCAGAUCAGGAACGGUGCACGCUUCUCAUGAAACUCAGGGCAUGGGCCAAAAUGGGACUAAUCGACCUUGAGUGUUGGUGCGUGGGUAUUCUAUUGGUCGAAGUCAUGUACGGGUUCAAAGUCUCGAAUGUAGUAAAGUCCGAAGGAAGGACUCUGCUUGUCCUCGCAGAUGAAUCGAGGAUUGGCACAGAUGGGGCGGAAGUGAAAGGGAGGUGGGGAUCACCAUACAGCAAAGCCAUUGCACACUGCUUCAAGGAAUCGACACAACUUUCUAAACAGGAGAAAGAUAAGGAGAAGUAUCAUGAAAUGCUGGUGGAGUUUUACAAGGUCGUAUUUUUGCCGAUUCAGAAGCAAUCCAAAGAAAACGAAGAAGAUGAUGAAGCAUAGGGCCACUAAUUGCCGAAUCCUGUUUCUAUAGAAGGAGGUAUGGAAAGCAUCUGUCACUUGACAUUGUGCGCGGGGGUGGAUAUUUCUGGCCAAGUUACGCGGAAUUGUGGAGUUCUGGGCUGGCGUGGGUAGUUCAAUCAAAGUGUUCAACUCACUAGGGGUGGUUGUAUCGAAGAUAAAGCCAGAACGGGGUAUCAAAAUGUUGAGAUUUUCUGUGUAGAGCAUUACCAUAAACAUUGCGUCAUAUCAUCGUAAUAUGUAGUUUUCCGCCACACUCAUUUGCAAGUUGUUUAUGUUGACGACGGGCUUGGAGCGCCUUCUCCUUUUCCCUCCGCCGGAGCUGGAGUCUCUACCAUAGCCAUCCCUGGUUUCACAAGGUGUUUUCUGUCUUCUCCUAAUACCACUUGACCAGAAUAUUAGCCAAUCUCUUUUAAUGCUGGGGAUUGGAAGGAAGCUCACGUCUUUCAUACAAAACCCAGCUCGUAACAAUUGC
Messenger RNA from Hyaloscypha bicolor E, 2250 nucleotides. RefSeq lists its product as uncharacterized. The transcript has 2 exons. The coding region runs from base 78 to 1757 and encodes 559 amino acids. The record is from RefSeq and is a predicted model, not a curated record. Lineage: Eukaryota; Fungi; Ascomycota; Leotiomycetes; Helotiales; Hyaloscyphaceae.